Molecule: messenger RNA, 2380 nt
Organism: Scomber scombrus (Atlantic mackerel)
Lineage: Eukaryota; Metazoa; Chordata; Actinopteri; Scombriformes; Scombridae
Gene: smpd3
Product: sphingomyelin phosphodiesterase 3
Exons: 9
Coding region: 1-2175 (724 amino acids)
Biological process (GO): sphingomyelin metabolic process
Cellular component (GO): extracellular region; cytoplasm
Molecular function (GO): sphingomyelin phosphodiesterase activity
Source: RefSeq, a predicted model, not a curated record
AUGGUCCUCCACAUCACCCCUUACUCCAGUGCCUGUCUGCACUUCCUGGAUGGCUUGUCAUGGAGCCUGGUGUUCCCCUGCUACUGGCUCCUGGACCGGCUCCUGGCCUCCUGUGUAGCCACCUCGCUGGAGAAGCGACAGCGCUCCCAGGACCCCUGCUCCUUCCUCACCCUGUGUGUCCUGAUCGCCGCACCCCUCUACCUGCUCCUCGUCCUCGCCUCCCUGCCUUUUGCACUGCUGGGCUUUAUCAUCUGGGCUCCUUUGCAGGCCAUCCGCCAGCCCUACCUUUACACCUACUGCAGACCAGACAAGAGCCAGGCCGAGCAGGGCCAGGCAGGACCGGGGGGUGUCGGGGUUGGGGAAUGGAGGCCCCAGGGCAGGAGCUUCUGUUUUAGCAGCGCCAACGUUUGCCUGCUACCUGACUCGCUGGCUAGGUUCAACAACCUGUCAGACACCCACAGGAGAGCCUGUGAGGUGGGAAAGAGGAUCCGCAAUGGUGCCAGUCGGCCUCAGAUAAAAAUCUACAUCGACUCACCUACCAACACUUCAAUCAGCGCGGCAUCUUUCAGCAGCCUGGCCACAGGUUUCCGCCGUACCUCCUCUCUAGACCAUCGUCCAGACCAAACACAUACCACCAAUGGCCCAGCCGAUACUGAAACUGAAGUCCUCACCGAGUGCCCAAUUCACCCCUCAGGUGCCACGAACUGCCCUGUUCACCCUACUGUAGGAGACCAGGGGUCCUCUGAAUGCCCUCUUCACUCAGAUGGAGCAGACACUCCAGCAGACUGCCCCCUCCACACCGCGGGGGCCAACAACAGCUCAGACUGUCCCGUUCACAUCUCAGGGGAGGCUCCAGACUGCCCGAUGCAUUCCACAGGGCCCCAGAUUGGGUCAGGCCAUCACGACUGCCCCAUGCAUGGGGAAGGGACCCAGCCAAAACCUUCCUCAGACUGUCCUCUUCACACCUCAGGGGUUCAAAUCAGCAUCAGUGCCCCAGAGCCAGACCCUCAGGAGGAGGAGGCUGAGACAGGGAACCAUCGGCCUGGGGAGCAGGCUGGGGGAGAUACAGGCAGCAUGACUGCCUCGAGGGAAUCCCUUGCUCGUUACCAUGGAGGUGACGGAGGCGGAGUGAUAUCCUCCAACAACACCCUCUCUCACGUCCCACGCACAUCAAUCUUUAAGCGCCCAGGACGAAAACGCCGCCAUGGAGACGAGACAUUCGACCAUGAGAUCUCUGCCUUUUUCCCUGCCAACUUGGAUUUCCUGGCCCUACAGGAAGUGUUUGACCAUGGAUCGACAACUAGACUGCGGCGGCAGUUGCACCGCUACUUCCCCUACGUGCUAAGUGAUGUUGGGCGGUAUGGCUGGAAAGGCUGCUGCUCCAGGUUCAAAUUCCUGAACAGUGGACUGAUGCUGGCCAGCCGCUACCCGAUCCUGGAUGCACGCUACGAGUGCUACCCCAACGGGAGAGGGGAGGACGCAUUGGCAGCCAAAGGAGCACUGUUUGCCAAGGUUCACGUGGGCACUUCCCAUCAGGAGCAAAGGGUUGUGGGAUAUCUCACGUGUACACACCUCCACGCCAUAGAAGGUGAUGCUUCUGUGCGAUGUGAGCAGCUGGACCUGUUGCUCCAGUGGGGUGCCGAGUUUCGCCAAUCCUCAUCACAAUCACCUGAGGGAGAGAAGGUGCUGGAAGACCUGGUGGCCUUUGAUGUCAUCCUGGGAGACCUCAACUUUGACAACUGCUCUUCAGAGGACAAGCUGGAGCAGCAGCAUGCACUUUUUACUCAAUACAAGGACCCAUGUCGCCUGGGGCCAGGGGAGGACAAACCAUGGGCUCUGGGUACACUACUGGAUACCAGUGGCCUUUAUGAUGAUGAGGUCAGUUCACCGGAAAGUUUACAAAAAGUGAUGGAGAAUGAAGAGGGGAGGAAGGAGUACCUGGUGUUUCCUCCCAGUAAGAGCCAGUGUCCCGCCAGCAGUCAGAAGGGGAGGAAGAUCCCACUGAAGGGCAAUGGACGCCGGAUUGACUACAUCCUGUACAGCGAUGAGAGCCUGCAGCAGGACUGGAAACUGGAUAUCGAAGAGUUCAGCUUUGUAACCCAGUUGGCCGGCCUGACCGACCAUCUGUCUGUGGCCAUGCGAUUGGCUGUGUCCACCGGGGAAGAGGAGCCUUAGAUUGAUCACCUACGCUUUUAAAAUUUACUGCCAUGGAGGGAUGACAGACAACCAAGAGAAGAAAAAGAAAUGAAGAGUUGACAGAUAUGGAGCAGCUUGAGAGAGACACAAUGCAGUAUUGCGAGAGGGCUGAAAGGACAGCGAAAAAGGAUGGAAGAAUCAUUGCAUGAGCGUUCAGUUGAUGGAUGGAUAUAAAGGUGGUGGA